AAUUGACGUAGCUGCAUGACCUUCCCCGACGGUAGCAUUUUGCCUCCAUAAAACGGAGUGAACGUCACAAUUAACACAACUAGAAGGCAACAACGUAAUCAGAAUCAAGCAUGUAUCGUUGCUGUCAGGCUUUACCUAAGGUUACCCGCAAUGGUUUCUGCGGGCCAGCCGUCCACUGGUCUCGUUCCAAAUCUGUCCUCCACGAGUUGACCGCAUCCACGUCCGAGGCGCCAAAGACGGUUAGACCGUUCGAGGAGAUCCCUGGUCCCAGACUCUGGCCAAUCAUUGGAAACCUACCUGACUAUUUGACGAAUGGCUUUACAACCGAAGACUACCACAGGAUGUGGGAACGGAGAUACGAGGAGUACGGAAAGGAAAGCAAGAUUGUAGCGGAGCGAGUGUUUCAUCGUCAGUGGGUCAACGUCUAUUCACCGGCCACUGCAAAGCAGGUGUUUGCCCAAGAGGGCAAGUAUCCCGAGCGUCCUCGGAUGGCAAUCUAUUUCUUGCGCAAGGAAAAUCUCAGACACUUAGGAUUUCCAUUCGAGGAUGGUGAGCGUUGGAAACAUGGACGGAGCAUUUGGAACAACAAAGUACUCCAGCCACGGGCUGUGGAAGACUACAUUCCCCGUAUCAACGACGUCGUCGAUGACUUCGUUGAGCACAUUCGCCAAUUGGCAACUGCUGGACCGCGAGAGGUUGACGGACAUCAGCUGAAACCCGGGGAGGUGCCAAAUCUUCUGACAGAAAUCAUGAAAUGUUCCUUAGAGAUGAUGGGAUCGAUUGCACUGAGUAAGCGUCUCGGAGGAAUCCGACCGGGUUUCGACCUUGACUUGGACGCACACCGCUUCUUGGCGGAAAAUAGGCUCUUCUGGCCCCAUUCGGCGAAGCUGGACAUGUCGGCAUUCCAACUCUUCAGGUACUUUCCAAACAAGACGUACAAAGCCAUGAAGAGACACUGGCUGAAUAUGUGCGCGAUAACAUCCAAACUCAUGGAGGAAUACGGUGACAGGAUGAAGGUGAGGCGUUAAUUUGUCCACAAAGGUAAAAAAUGGCGUCUACAAACAGACUAUUAUAAGUAACAUCUUCCGUGAAAUCAGACU
Acanthaster planci (crown-of-thorns starfish) is the source of this 1100-nucleotide messenger RNA. Its product is annotated as putative cytochrome P450 49a1. Lineage: Eukaryota; Metazoa; Echinodermata; Asteroidea; Valvatida; Acanthasteridae. Gene Ontology annotation, molecular function: iron ion binding; oxidoreductase activity, acting on paired donors, with incorporation or reduction of molecular oxygen; monooxygenase activity. The record is from RefSeq and is a predicted model, not a curated record.